CGUCACAUAUCCAAUCGCGAGCUUCGUUCCAACUUGAAUUUUUUUGUUUUCAAACUCCCAGCGAUAACUGCGGAACAGCUGAUGAUCUGUCAGAAGUCACUCACUUUAAAUUGGAGUAUAGUAAAGAUUUCAACAUUCUUUUCUGUGAGUUUGUGGAGGCUGAACGCAAGUGCAAACUGGGAGGCAAGCACGUGUUCUUCCGAGUGGUAUGUGCCAGACGGUUGUGAAGGAGAUUGUAUUUGGAUCGAAAAUAUUCUUAAUAUUCAGUUGGUGAUCAUUAUAGCAAUAUGGAAGAUAAAAAGAGACCUACAAAGCGUCAAAUGAAAGAGGAUGAAGCACCCAUGGAAAUUGACAGGGGCAUUGAAGGCAGAAGUAAACCGGAUAAAUCUCAAGCGAAAAAAAUGAAACCCACAAUACCUAGUGAAUUUAGGAAAAUUUCUGUGCCGUAUCAUAGAUUUACCCCCUUGAAGGAACAUUGGAUGAAAAUAUUCACACCAAUUGUAGAACAUUUACAUCUGCAAGUUCGUUUCAACUUGAAAUCGAGUAAUGUUGAGAUUAGGACAUGUGAGGCCACUGAAGAUGUGGCUAACAUUCAAAAAGCAGCAGAUUUCGUGAAAGCAUUUGUGUUGGGAUUUGAGGUUGAAGAUGCGUUAGCUCUUCUACGUUUGAAUGAUUUAUUCAUAGAAUCAUUUGAAGUGCAAGAUGUUAAGCCGUUGAAAGGUGAUCAUGUUUCACGAGCUAUUGGACGAUUAGCUGGUAAAGGAGGCCGGACCAAAUUUACAAUUGAGAAUGUCACAAAAACUAGAAUAGUUAUUGCUGAUACUAAGAUUCAUAUUCUAGGGUCUUUUCAAAAUAUUCAGCAUGCACGAAGAGCAGUAUGUAAUCUUAUUUUGGGAAGUCCUCCAUCUAAAGUUUACGGUCAGUUGCGAGCUGUUGCUAGUCGGAUAUCAGCCAGAGUGUAAAAAGUUUGUAAUGUUACUAAUUACAUUUAUAAUGGUGAAAUUUAAUUUUUGAUUAAAUAUUGUUUUUCUUGAGAAUUGAAAGCAAACUGGUAUAAACUAUGUGUGUAGAUUUAAUGUAUCAGAUGUCAAAAAUAAUGUGAAGUGCAUUUAAUGAAUUGUAAAGUAGUUUCGAUUAUUCUGCUCAUAAAAUAUUGAAAAAUUGGAAUAGUUGUACCAAGUGUAAUAUAAAAUACUUUUUUAAGUUAACAAAUGAAUUUUCAUGUAAACUCUGGUAUUGAAAUGGUGUAUUAAACUCUGAAAAUUAACUCUUGGAUUGUUCAUUUUAUUUAUGUUUAACAUCCUACCUCCAAUGUCUACUGCAUUGAAAAGC
Messenger RNA from Gryllus bimaculatus (two-spotted cricket), 1332 nucleotides. NCBI's taxonomy places the organism in Eukaryota, Metazoa, Arthropoda, Insecta, Orthoptera, Gryllidae. The record is from the annotation of a GenBank genome assembly.